Molecule: messenger RNA, 1026 nt
Organism: Synchiropus splendidus (mandarinfish)
Lineage: Eukaryota; Metazoa; Chordata; Actinopteri; Syngnathiformes; Callionymidae
Product: dnaJ homolog subfamily B member 13-like
Exons: 8
Coding region: 63-1007 (314 amino acids)
Cellular component (GO): cytosol
Molecular function (GO): protein-folding chaperone binding
Source: RefSeq, a predicted model, not a curated record
CGGGCGGACUCUUCUGCGCAGAGUUGCUCGUGUCAAUUUUUUGUUGAACAGAAGAUAAGAACAUGUUUCUCGACUACUACGAGAUACUGGAAAUAAACAGAGGCGCUACAGACGCGGAUAUUAAAAAUGCGUAUCGUCGCCUCGCAGUCAAGUUUCAUCCCACCUGCAACAAAGACGCCGGGAGCAUCGACAGGUUUUGUCUGUUGGGUGAGGCGUACGAGGUGCUGAGCGACCUGCAAAAGAAGGCCCUUUAUGACAAGUUUGGCGGGGAGGGUUUGAAAGGCGGAGCCCCCCUGCAGACCAGCGAAGGAGUUGUUUGGUCAGCCAAAUACACCUAUCACAACAAUCCGGAGAAAACCUUCAAGCAGUUCUUUGGAAGCAACAAUCCAUAUUCUGCACUGUUUGAAACUGAUGGGCCACUUCAGUACUGCGGACGUAUCCUGGACCCUGUGCCGACCCAGGACCCCCCAAUAGAGAAGGAGCUACCUUUGAGUCUGGAGGACCUUUUUCAUGGUCGCAAGAAGAAAAUAAAUAUAUCCAGAAAGGUGAUGAAUGAGGACAGUGGCACGUCCUGCAUCAAAGACAAGAUCCUGACCAUAAACAUCGAACCCGGCUGGACGGAUGGAACCAAAGUGGUCUUCCCUAAAGAAGGAGAUCAGGGUCCGUACAAAAUCCCAGCAGACAUCAUCUUCAUCAUACGGGAGAAGAGUCAUCCUCAGUUCACCAGAGAAGGAAAUGACCUGAUCUACAAGAGCAGCAUUUCUCUGGAGAAGGCCCUCACUGGCUGCUCUGUGGAGGUGGAGACGCUGGACGGAAGACAGAUCAAUAUUCCGAUCAAUGACAUCGUGCACCCAGCGUACAGGAAGGUGGUGGCUGGAGAGGGAAUGCCGCACUUCCAGGAUCCCGCUCGGAGGGGAGACCUCAUCCUGACCUUCGACAUCCAGUUUCCGAAGAGUCUCAGCUACGAGAGGAGGGAGCAGAUCAGACAAGCUUUGAAAUGUUCUUGAGAAAAUUGGCAAAACAGAA